This is a messenger RNA of Osmia lignaria (orchard mason bee), 1898 nucleotides long. Its product is annotated as odorant receptor 13a-like. Gene Ontology annotation, biological process: sensory perception of smell; detection of chemical stimulus involved in sensory perception of smell. Gene Ontology annotation, cellular component: plasma membrane. Gene Ontology annotation, molecular function: odorant binding; olfactory receptor activity. NCBI's taxonomy places the organism in Eukaryota, Metazoa, Arthropoda, Insecta, Hymenoptera, Megachilidae. The record is from RefSeq and is a predicted model, not a curated record.
AAUGCAGCAGGAAUGUUGAAACGGAACGAAUAUGCUGCUUCAGUAGAAUAGAAAUCACGUGCUCUCUACUGACUUCGAAUCGACAUAUUGCACACUAUUAACGUUUUGUUAUUUCAAAUAAAUACUACAUGUUUGCUUGGCGAUCCGUCGGGAUACUGAGAGUGGUAGCACUUUCCUUGCAGUCCGUGAUAGGAGGUUUGAUUUCAUUUACGAAUUCAUUUACUAAUUAACGGAUAAGACAGGAAAUGAUACAAUAGCAGCUAAAGCUGCACCGUAUAAAAAAUCCAUACACUAGCUUUAUAGCUUUUCACAGGCAACUAAUACCCCCUGUAAUUUCCGCUACAAUUAGCGAUCCACUACGCCACUACGUAAGGAUAAUCUCUUCACAUGAAAAGUAAUACCGCAGUCUAUCACGAUUCUGUGCGUGCAAAGUUUAAUUCGUAAUGAACGAUUAAUAGUUUCGAAGGAUCGAUAUUAGUGAACCCGUUCCUUGAGUAAAAACUUUCAUCAGUAUGAAAGCUGUCUUCGUUCAGAACGAUCAGCAUAUCUUGUCUCUAAAAGAGUAUACAUUAAAAUGAUCGCUAAUCUACGCGAAAUAUUAGACGUAAUAGAAUUGGUUGGGACGAUAUUAUGUACCUGGCCAAUAGAUCCAAACGCUAGUAAAUGUAAAAGUAUUUUACUUAAUAUCUAUUGGAUGUUUGCGGUGUUCAGCGUUGGAUCGACGAUACUAUGCUUAUUGAUUACCACCUAUUACUUUCGACACGACCUUAUCUUGCUGACGAAAACCACUUGCUUCAUAAGUGCCCUUUCGGAGACGCUGUUGGACCUGAUCAUCUGUAAAAUGAGUAGCAAGAAACUGCAGGUUCUAAUCGAAAAAGUUAGGAAGUAUUUAGAUACAACUGGCAAGGACGAGAAUAACAUGAUCCAAGUUUACGUGAAACGUUAUAAGACAUUCUUUUCAACGAUGGCGGUCGCAUACUUCAUCAAUGGAGUUUCGUUCUUUUUCAUGCCAUUAUAUACAAACCAACAUCUGCCAUUAGAAUCUUGGUUGCCAUUCUCCACUGAUACCGUCAUGAAAUACGGUAUUGUUUACAUUAUCCAAGCUUAUUCCUCCAUGCAUACGGCCCUCUCCAUCUUUGUCGACUUCAAAAUCAUUUCCCUCCUUUGCUUCACCGCUGCCAGACUAGAUAUAUUAAACGCGAAGCUGAAACAAGGAAACAGCUACGAGAUGAUGGUAAACUAUAUUAAAGAACACCAAGAGAUACUAAGAUUUUUAGAGGAUACUAAAGCUGCUGUUCAGGCUUUGUUAUUUAAGACAAACAUCACAAUGGGAAGCGUUGUUAUAGCCGCAGCUUUUCCCCUGCUUUAUAUGAAAAACCCAAUGUCAGAACCUCAAGUUGUGUAUCAGUUCGUUUGUAUGGUACUAGCAGGCUGUGGGCACGUGUACCUUAUCUCCGCGCCAUCAGACGAUUUAAAAGAAAGUAGCAUACAAUUUGCAAUGUCGGUGACCGAUAUUCAGUGGAUAGGAAAACAAAAAAACAUGGCCACCAGUGUAUUGAUCAUGUUGCAGAGGAGUCAAAAACCAUGUCUAAUCCCAUUGGGUUUGAUUCCACCCCUUUCGAUGGAAUAUUUCUCUCAAUUCUUAACUACCAUAUAUUCCUACUUUAUGGCUAUAAGGACGAUGAUUGAAUCGUAAUUUCUAUGAUUUACUGGAUGAUCAAUUUCCUUCAGAUAGUAGAAAACUUUGUCAAGUUGGAGCUUAUUGUUUCAAGAAGAUGCGAAAACUUUUACUGUUCACGACGCACUUACGUUUAUCUCUUAUCAUUUAUUAAAAUUGUAACAUUUUAAAUGGUAAGGUUUAAAUUACACCCUUAAAUAAAAUGAAAUUAAUUUCACUU